UGGCAUGACGGUUGAGGAGGGAUCACAGGGCAAUUGUUGGUACCUUUGGCAUGAUUCAAGAUAGCAAAUAUGAGUGAAGAGUUUAAUUCUAAAAGGGACCCAAUGGAUCUCUUGCAUCAGUUGGAGGACAUCCUUGAAUCUGAUGCUCUAAUUGAUGAGCUGGGCUAUAUUCAUCCAUCCCAGUUUUCCUUGCUCCAUGAAGAAUCAGGCAUUUCAUCUAAUUUAUUUGUUGGUGCUAUUCAUCACUCAUCAGACAGGAUUGUAGGCUUUGAGGAAUCUUCCAAACAAGACAGUCUAAUUUUCUGGAACAGAGAUCAUAAAUUGGGAAUUUCAACUGAUGUUCUUUUACCUUUGUAUAGAGCUGCUAAACAUGCAUUUAUGACUACAUUUAAACAAUACAGGAUAUGUGGCAAUCAAUCUGACAAAGUUGACAUUUGUUUACCUGCCUCUUCAUCUUGUAGCCAUCUUGACAGUCUACUUCUGAGAAGCAGCAAGUCUCUUCUGCUGCUAAGCUGUGAUUUUAUGACUGCUUGGAAUUGCAGAAAGUUAAUAGUGUCCAAGAAGAAGCAGCUCUCAAUGUUUAUAGAUGAACUUCUCCUGUCAGAACUUGUUCUCUCAAAUUCACCCAAAAGCGAACAAGCUUGGAAUCAUAGGCGGUGGGUGAUCAAGUCAAUCUCUGCAAACUGUUCAAAUUUCAAAGAGAUUUUGGGAAAAGAAUCUGAGCUGGUGGAAAAAAUAGCUGAGAGAUCAAAAAUGAAUUACCGUGCAUGGAAUCACCGUUGCUGGUUAAUCCCACGCAUGACUAUUGAACAGGUGAUGUACGAGUUAAAGAAAUGCAGAAGUUGGGCUGCGCUGCAUGUUGCUGAUAAUUGUUGCUUUCAUUAUCGCAGACAAUUAUUGCUGAAAAUCAUGGAGGAGCAAAAUUUUGUGGAAGAAACAGUAACUUGUGGUCAUAAUGCUAACGUUAUUCAAGCCUUGAAGGAUGAACUUGAUUGGAAUGAAACAUUGAUAAAACGUUAUUUGGGAAGAGAGGCUCUAUGGCUUCAUCGUCGCUUCCUUUCCAUGUGCUGGAUAAAUAACUUUCUAACUAAUUCUGGAGAUGCAUCCUACCAUUCCAAAGAGGGAGUCAGCAUGUAUCGUGACUCUGGCACCUUUCUGCAGAAUGAAUUAUGUCUUUUCCUCUCCUGCUCAUCUUUUGUUGAUAAUGAUUUUGACGAUUUCCAAGCACAAGCCACAUAUUGUGCUAGUUACAUACUAUGGUUGAAAGUGCAAGUCCCCAAGCCUCUGGAAAAUGAGCUCCUAGAGAAGAUAAGAGAUGUAGAUCUGAAGACUGUGUUGGAUAAGUCAUGUCCAGAAAGAUCCUCACUAUUCAAUAACUUUCUGAGCUAGAUGGAAGCUUAUGAGCUAUGUGGGAUGGAGUAGAUCUUAUUGUGAUUUUAACAAUUCAUUUCUUUUAUAUAUGACGCAUGAAUC
Messenger RNA from Abrus precatorius (Indian licorice), 1473 nucleotides. RefSeq names its product protein prenyltransferase alpha subunit repeat-containing protein 1-B. Bases 70 to 1389 code for a protein of 439 amino acids. Gene Ontology annotation, molecular function: protein farnesyltransferase activity; CAAX-protein geranylgeranyltransferase activity. Gene Ontology annotation, biological process: protein geranylgeranylation; protein farnesylation. Lineage: Eukaryota; Viridiplantae; Streptophyta; Magnoliopsida; Fabales; Fabaceae. The record is from RefSeq and is a predicted model, not a curated record. Gene Ontology annotation, cellular component: CAAX-protein geranylgeranyltransferase complex; protein farnesyltransferase complex; cytoplasm. The transcript is spliced from 11 exons.